UCAAACCCUAUCUCCAUUGUCUGAUCUGCCGUUCCUUCCCUACGAAUUCCUUCACUCUACCUUUUCCCUGUCAAACCCUAACCCUAAACAGCUAAACUCACACGUGUCGCCGCUGUCACCUCUGCCGCCGACGCCUACUUUCUCUCGCGGUCAACACAUUUCCCAGUCUCCCAACACCCGACCCUCAUCCGCCGGGAUCCGCGCCAGUUCUGAUAUUCUCCUGCGUAAUUCCAAGCAAAAUCCUCUCAAUUUCUUCCAUAUUCGCGCUCGGUGGUUUCAGCGACUGCUGGGUGCAGUCCUUAGUUUCGCUCUUGCAUUUCAAAUUCUUUAGGACGCUACCACGAUAUGUUAUCAAGGCUGGUCCAAUCUUGAGUAAUAUGUAUGGUGCAGAUUGGGAGAGCAGAUUUGAGGCAAAGGAGCAGCAAGCCAACUUUGAGCAACUGAGCAUUUUAAGCAGGCAUUACAACCGUGCAUAUUGGGAACUUUUCUUGACAAGUGAUGCAAAUGUUGAUAAGCAGUCAGCAGUUACCAGCAACACAGCACCCAUGUCAGAAUAUCAUCGUUUUGGAUGGUUGCUGUUUUUGGCACUUCGUGUACAUGCGUUCAGCCGAUUUAAAGAUUUGGUGACCUGCACAAAUGGUUUAGUUUCUGUGCUGGCUAUUUUGAUAGUCCAUGUUCCAAUACGCUUCAGAAAUUUCAACUUGAAUGACUCUCAAUGGUUUGUUAAGAAGGAUGACAAAGGGGUUGAUUUACUGGCAUCUCUUUGCAACAAAUAUGAUGCCUCAGAAGAUGAGCUGAGAAAAAUAAUGGAGAAGACUAACAAUUUAAUAGCAGAUAUUCUGAAGAAAACACCCUGUUUGGCAUCUGAGUGUAAAAAUGAAAACCUGGAUAAUAUCAAUACAGAUGGUUUGAUCUUUUAUGAAGAUUUAAUGGAGGAAUCAUCUCUGCAGUCCAGUUUGGCUAUUUUAGAGAAAGAUUAUGAGGAUGCAAUUCGAGCAAAGGGUGAAUUGGAUGAGAGGGUAUUUAUCAAUGAGAAAGAUGGAUCGCUUGGUUCAGGGAGCCCAUCUGUAGGUGCCACAAAUGUAACUGGCGCUAAAAGAAAGUUUGAUUUUUUUUCCUCACCAACAAAGACAAUUACAAGUCCUCUUUCUCCUUUUCGAUCCCCUGCAUCAAAUGGCAUUUUAGGCAGCACAAAUUCUAAGAUGGCUGCUACACCUGUAAGUACUGCAAUGACAACUGCAAAGUGGCUUCGGACUGUUAUUUCUCCACUUCCAUCAAAACCCUCAUUACAGCUGGAACGCUUCCUUGCAUCAUGUGAUAGGGAUGUGACUAAUGAUGUCAUACGUAGAGCACAGAUAAUAUUGGAGGCUAUAUUUCCAAGUAGCUCUUCUGGAGAGCGUUGUGUAACUGGAAGUCUGCAAAGUACAAACCUGAUGGACAACAUAUGGGCAGAACAACGAAGAUUGGAAGCGUUAAAGUUGUAUUAUAGGGUUCUGGAAGCAAUGUGCACAGCAGAGGCCCAAAUAUUGCAUGCAACUAAUUUGACCUCUUUAUUAACUAAUGAGAGGUUCCACAGAUGUAUGCUUGCAUGUUCUGCUGAACUUGUCCUGGCAACGCAUAACACUGUCACAAUGCUCUUUCCUGCAGUUCUGGAGAGAACUGGGAUUACAGCUUUUGAUCUUAGCAAGGUGAUAGAGAGCUUCAUUAGACAUGAGGAAUCUCUUCCGAGGGAGUUGAGGCGGCAUUUGAAUUCAUUGGAAGAAAGACUUCUGGAGAGCAUGGUGUGGGAAAAGGGUUCCUCAAUGUAUAAUUCCUUGACCAUAGCAAGACCCUCUCUUUCUGCAGAGAUAAAUCGACUUGGGCUAUUAGCAGAACCAAUGCCAUCUCUGGAUGCUAUAGCAAUGCAUAUCAACUUUUCUUCUGGAGGUUUGCCACCUGUGCCUUCACAUAAGCCUGAGUUGUCUCCAGGUCAGAAUGGGGAUACCAGGUCUCCAAAGAGACUAUGCACAGAUUUCCGCAGUGCAUUAGUAGAGCGGAACUCUUUUACAUCACCAGUGAAGGAUCGUCUACUUGCCUUUAAUAACCUUAAAUCCAAGCUGCUGCCACCUCCUUUGCAGUCUGCCUUUGCCAGUCCAACACGUCCAAACCCUGUGGGAGGAGGGGAAACAUGUGCAGAAACUGGGAUCAAUAUAUUCUUUAGCAAGAUUAACAAGUUAGCUGCUGUCAGAAUCAAUGGUAUGGUUGAAAGGUUACAACAAUCUCAGCAGCAUGUAAGAGAGAAUGUCUAUCGCCUUUUCCAACAAGUCCUUAGCCAGCAGACCUUUUUGUUCUUUAACCGCCACAUUGACCAGAUUAUUCUUUGUUGUUUCUACGGAAUCGCAAAGAUUUCUAAAGUGAAUCUAACCUUCAGGGAGAUCAUUUACAACUAUAGGAAGCAACCACAAUGUAAACCACAAGUUUUCUGUAGUGUGUUUGUUGAUUGGGCAUCAGCACGGCAUAAUGGGAGGACAGGACAAGAUCAUGUUGACAUUAUCACAUUUUAUAAUGAAAUAUUCAUUCCUGCUGCAAAACCCCUGCUGGUGGAGGUUGGUUCUGCUGGAACAAUUACAAAGGCCAGCCAGGUUCCUGAUGCCAAUAAUAUUCAUAAAGAUGGUCAAUGUCCCACAUCACCUAAAGUAUCUCCUUUUCCAAGUCUGCCUGACAUGUCUCCAAAGAAAGUAUCUGCAACUCAUAAUGUGUAUGUCUCUCCAUUGCGGACAUCCAAGAUGGAUGCCUUAAACUCGCACAGCUCAAAAAGCUAUUAUGCAUGUGUGGGAGAGAGCACUCAUGCAUACCAGAGUCCUUCAAAAGACCUGACUGCUAUCAACAAUCGAUUGAAUAGUAAUAGGAAGAUCAGGGGGACAUUAAAUUUCGAUGAUGUUGAUGUUGGUUUGGUUAGCGAUACGAUGGUGGCCAACAGUCUCCACCUUCAAAAUGGGAGUAGUGCAUCCACAUCUGGUGCGCCUUUGAAAACUGAGCAACCUGACUCUUAAAAUUCAAUAGGUUUGGCUUUGUGUAAAUUAUAGUUAUAUUAUCUAAUUAUUGUUUAUAUUAUUAAUGGUGAGAAAUGUAAGGCGCAGCAGCACAGGGUGUUGUAUGAGCAGUGAAUUUGUAGAAAAGCUGCCACCACCCCCUUGUUUGUCAUGUAAUUUGGAAAUUUACCAUCUCAUCCCUACUUAAAUACUAGUCGAAAUAUCAUGGCUUCA
Molecule: messenger RNA, 3245 nt
Organism: Manihot esculenta (cassava)
Lineage: Eukaryota; Viridiplantae; Streptophyta; Magnoliopsida; Malpighiales; Euphorbiaceae
Product: retinoblastoma-related protein
Exons: 16
Coding region: 378-3032 (884 amino acids)
Biological process (GO): regulation of transcription by RNA polymerase II; negative regulation of G1/S transition of mitotic cell cycle; cell differentiation
Cellular component (GO): nucleus; chromatin; transcription regulator complex
Molecular function (GO): RNA polymerase II transcription regulatory region sequence-specific DNA binding
Source: RefSeq, a predicted model, not a curated record